Molecule: messenger RNA, 213 nt
Organism: Paramecium tetraurelia
Lineage: Eukaryota; Ciliophora; Oligohymenophorea; Peniculida; Parameciidae
Exons: 1
Source: RefSeq, a predicted model, not a curated record
AUGAAUACAUUUUAUAUUCAUAUGCAUUACAAUUUGCAACUCCUAUAGAAAUAUGUAAAUCCUUUUAUUUCUUAAUACUAGUUUUCUUUUAAUUUGAGAUUGUAUCAAGUAACGUUGCAUACAACUUCUUAAGCUGUUGAGGAUGGCUAUGAAUUUUUAUGUAACGACAAUUGGUAACUAUGUUCUCAGCACCGAAUUUUUGUGGUGAUUUGA